Messenger RNA from Pygoscelis adeliae (Adelie penguin), 926 nucleotides. RefSeq names its product glucosamine-phosphate N-acetyltransferase 1 (gene GNPNAT1). The transcript has 5 exons. Gene Ontology annotation, molecular function: glucosamine 6-phosphate N-acetyltransferase activity; monosaccharide binding. Gene Ontology annotation, cellular component: endoplasmic reticulum-Golgi intermediate compartment; Golgi apparatus; endoplasmic reticulum. Gene Ontology annotation, biological process: UDP-N-acetylglucosamine biosynthetic process. Lineage: Eukaryota; Metazoa; Chordata; Aves; Sphenisciformes; Spheniscidae. The record is from RefSeq and is a predicted model, not a curated record. The coding region runs from base 36 to 608 and encodes 190 amino acids.
CCCGUGCGUUCUGUUCCAGAACACCUGUUGCAGCCAUGAUGCCUGUUGCAACCGUGAUGCCCGACGACACACCGAUGUUUGACCCAAAUAUUCUGCAUGAACUUGACUGGAGUGAGAACACGACGACGUUUUCCCCUGCUAUUUCUCCUUUAGAUCCAGGGGAUGGCCUAGUUUUGAGACCGCUUUGCACAGCUGAUUUAAAUCGAGGCUUUUUUAAGGUUCUGGGUCAGCUGACUGAAACUGGAGUUGCGAGCCCAGAGCAGUUUAUCAAAACCUUUGAGCACAUGAAGAGAUCUGGAGAUUACUACGUUACUGUCGUAGAAGACACAAAUCUUGGACAGAUUGUUGCUACGGCAACGCUGGUUAUAGAACAUAAGUUCACUCACUCCUGUGCAAAGAGAGGAAGGAUAGAAGAUGUAGUAGUAAGCGGGGAGUGCCGAGGAAAGCAGCUCGGUAAACUAUUAACGUCCACCCUGACAUUGCUAAGUAAGAGACUGAACUGUUACAAAAUUACGCUUGAGUGUCUGCCAAAAAAUGUGGAUUUCUAUAAGAAGUUUGGCUAUUCGGUAUCUGAAGAAAACUACAUGUUUCAACGGUUCUUUAAUUAAAGAACUUCUAGUCUUUUUUUCGUAAAGACUGUUGGUGGAGGAGCUUGUGCUACAAACAUUCUCUUCAUGGAAAAUUUAUAUAGUUUAUUGCUGCAAAUAUAACGAUCCCUAUAAAUAAUGAACAUCAAAUGUGUAAAUCCUGCAAAAAAAAAAAAAGAAAUUAUUGGUGUUUUAGAAGGGUCCUUUGGGUUAGGAAAUGAGUGCUUAGAACUAAUUUUUACUACUGUUCAGUCUAAGUGAAGCUUUUUUUGUUCUAGCUGAGUUACAAAGGACUCUUGUUAAAGGGAUGGUUUUUAACCAAAAGUAUAUAUUUUUAUC